CCAACCUCUCUAUCCCCUCCUUGCAGCCCCACUAACCCCCACCCCAGGCUCACUAUGUUCCCCCCUCCUCUGGCUCUUUGUUUUCCCCUCCAGCUCCUCUGUCCCCUUCCCUCGGCUCUCCAUGCUCCUCCUUCCGGCCCCUCUAUCCCCAUUCUCCUCCCUGAGCUCGCUCGGCCGGCGGCUUUUUCCUGCGGCUCUCUAUGUCCCCUCACCAGCCACUCUAGCCGCCCUCUCUAUGAUCUGGCUGUGCUCCUCCCGGGGCCGCCCUUCGCGGGCGGAGCUCAGGCUGUUUCCGGGGCGGGGCUGCGGCUGGCGCGGGGGCAGAAGGCGCCGGAGUGUGACCAGGCAGCGGGGAGGGGGAGUCGGAGCUCGGCAAAGGUUCGGAAUGCACAUGAUUGGGGUUUGCACUGCUUCCCUGGGCUCGCUUGGGCUUAUGCGUUUUUUUGGUGUGCCCUGGUCAUGGAGUCUGGCAGCCACAUUGGGUGUUUACAUUGGCAGCGGAGGAUGGAGGUUUCUCCGUAUCAUCUUUAAGACAGCUCUGAGGGAUCUCUUUGGUCUCUCAGUGCUGAUACGUGUCAAGUAUGAGUUGCGAAAGCAUCAGCGAGCCAAAAACACUAUUCCAAAGAUCUUCCACGAUGUCGUCCGCAGGCACCCUGACAAAGUGGCUCUGAUCUAUGAGUCCAAUGAUGAGAAAUGGACAUUCCAGCAGCUGGAUGAGUAUUCCAAUGCCGUGGCUAACUUCUUCUACCAGCAGGGGUUCCGUCUGGGUGAUGUCAUUGCCAUCUUCAUGGAGAGCCGUCCCGAGUUCGUGGGCCUCUGGCUUGGAAUGGCAAAAGUUGGUAUUGAGGCAGCUCUCAUUAACUUCAAUUUGCGUCUGGAUUCUCUGGUUUACUGUGUGACAACCUCAGGGGCAAAGGCUGUGAUCUUUGGAGGAGAGCUGGCUGCAGCAAUAUCUGAAGUGAAUGGGAUGCUGGGCAAGAACAUGGUGAAGUUCUGCUCUGGAGAUUUUAACCCAGAUUCUGUCCCUGUGGAGACUAAAUACCUUGAUCCUCUUCUGAGUACUGCAUCGAAAUCUCCUCCAGAUCAGAUUGAAGCCAAAGGUUUAGAUGAUCGGCUCUUCUAUAUCUACACAUCUGGCACGACAGGAAUGCCAAAGGCUGCCAUUGUGGUGCACAGCAGGUACUACCGCAUAGCUGCCUUUGGGUACUGUGCCUACAGAAUGCGCCCUGAAGAUAUCCUCUACAACUGCCUGCCACUCUAUCACUCAGCAGGUAACAUCAUGGGAGUCGGCCAGUGUCUAAUCCAUGGUGUCACUGUGGUGAUCAGGAAGAAAUUCUCAGCCAGUCGCUUUUGGGAUGAUUGUACAAAAUACAAAUGCACAAUUAUUCAGUAUAUUGGGGAGAUCUGCAGGUAUCUUCUGAACCAACCAGUACGGGAGGCAGAAGCACAACAUCACGUACGACUAGCACUGGGAAAUGGAUUGAGACCUACCAUAUGGGAAGACUUUACAAGGCGCUUCAGAAUUAAACAGAUUGGGGAGUUCUAUGGAGCCACAGAGUGUAAUUGCAGCAUUGCUAACUUGGAUGGAAAGGUUGGAGCCUGUGGUUUCAACAGCCGGAUUUUGCCCAAUGUUUAUCCCAUUCGCUUGGUGAAGGUAAAUGAAGACACCAUGGAGCUGAUCCGUGACUCCAGUGGGCUCUGCAUCCCCUGCUGCCCAGGGGAGCCAGGCCUCCUUGUGGGUAGAAUAAACCAGCAGGACCCCUUGCGCAGGUUUGAUGGCUAUGUCAAUGAGAGUGCCACCAAUAAGAAGAUAGCAUGCAAUGUGUUCCAAAAAGGGGACCGGGCAUACCUUUCAGGAGACGUGUUAGUGAUGGAUGAACUUGGUUACAUGUACUUCAAAGACCGCAGUGGGGACACAUUUCGGUGGCGAGGGGAAAAUGUCUCCACCACAGAAGUAGAGGGAAUCCUGAGUCACAUCCUCAGUCAAACAGAUGUUGCCGUGUAUGGCGUGGAGGUACCAGGGGUGGAAGGGAAAGCUGGAAUGGCAGCAAUAGCAGAUCCAAAAGCUAAACUGAGUCCUAAUGCUUUGUAUCAGGAACUACAGAAGGAGCUGCCUCCCUAUGCACGACCCAUCUUUCUUCGUCUCCUGCCCCAAGUUGAUACCACAGGCACGUUCAAAAUCCAGAAAACCCGUUUACAGAGAGAAGGAUUUGACCCUCAUCAAACAUCAGACCGGUUAUAUUUUCUUGAUCUAAAGAUGGGAAAAUAUGUUCCAUUGAAUGAGUCCCUCUUUGAGAGGAUCCGUGCCAGAAAGGUCACUCUGUGAUCUGGUCUGGGAUGUGUGUCUUGCAGGAAAUGCUACUGACUAGUUUAAGAAGGGAUCCUGCCUGUGAAAGCGAGGGAUUCCUGCUAGAUAAGUAGUACAAGGUCCUCGUGCAAUGCAUUGGCAACCGUGACAAAUUCAUUGGGGUGUAGGAUGAUGUCCUCACAUGUCUUAAGCACAUUAAUUUGUGAGCUAUUCCUAUCCUGGGCAUAGACAUGACAUUUCUCUACAGUUCUGUAUCUAGAGAUAUUUUUUUCUCUUUGUAACCACUACAAACUGAGGGACUCUGUGCAACAUGGGAGGUGUUUAUGGUCUGAAUUAUUUAUUGUAACAUCCUGAGGAUGUAACUGAACAGAAAUGAUAUGCCCUGAGCAGGUUUCCUUCUGCUUUAUCUCUCAACUUUAUGUUGCUAUCUGUAGACCUUUAGUUAGUAGCAUUAUUUUCUUCAGGUAGAGCCUUUGAUUGUCCCACCUCACAUUUCUCUUUUUUAACUACACAUCUAAGAUUCGCUGUAGUGGGAAGUCUCGCUCUGAAGUGUCUAUCAUUCAUUUACCUAAGGUAUUCUGUUCGUAUAAUGGGGCCUAGCACAAUGGGAUCCUGGUCCAUGACUGGGGCUCUAGGCAUUACAAUAAUAAAUAAAAAUAGGACUGGGAAUUAAUCAGGUUGUUGACCCCUGGAGUGCAGUCUGUGAAUCUUCACAAACUGUGGUCUGCAGAAUAAAUAGGUUGUUAAUUCACGGAAGAAAGUAGAUUGGGUGUAAAUGGCUAAAAAGCAUAAUUAGGGACACAGGGCCACUGCCUAGGGACAUUAUGCCAGUGAACAAACAAUGUAUUUAAACUUGUUACUGGGCUAGGUAACAAUGAGGUAAAUGGCAGGUCUUGACAGAGGAGUCACAUGGUAAUGUUACACCUUUUAAUGCUAAUGUGAGGUCUUAGGAAAAGUUAAUUGUAAUGUUGCUGUGUAUUUUCUUCAAUUUUAUUUUUAUAUUUACUGGUAGUUUUCAUCUUUAAAUUGUGCUGCCCUCUGCUGGAAAUGAGUGGCAAUUGUUGAACACCAAUGAAGGCCACAUAUGACAAGACAAAUAGGAACAUAAUAAUUUUAAUGUCUACUCCAACCUCAAUUACAAUUUUAUUUUCUGUUUAAUGUGGUCAAGUCCAUUAACAGACAUUUCUGAUGUACUUGUUUUCCUUGUGCUUUUGCACAAUUAGAACUAAAUGUAACUCUUAAAAUUGGAGAAUUAAAGGGAUUGACCUUCACAAGUGCAUGUGUGCUGUGCUCCACCUGUCCUAACAGUGGAUUAUUUUCUCAUUUUAAUCAUAGAAUCAUAGAAUAUCAGGGUUGGAAGGGACCUCAGAAGGUCAUCUAGUCCAACUCCCUGCUCAAAGCAGGACCAAUCCCCAACUAAAUCAUCCCAGCCAGGGC
This is a messenger RNA of Chelonia mydas (Green sea turtle), 3745 nucleotides long. It is a transcript of the gene SLC27A1, whose product is annotated as solute carrier family 27 member 1. Gene Ontology annotation, cellular component: plasma membrane; mitochondrial inner membrane. Lineage: Eukaryota; Metazoa; Chordata; Testudines; Cheloniidae. The transcript is spliced from 13 exons. Gene Ontology annotation, biological process: positive regulation of protein serine/threonine kinase activity; adiponectin-activated signaling pathway; response to insulin. Gene Ontology annotation, molecular function: fatty acid transmembrane transporter activity; long-chain fatty acid transmembrane transporter activity; long-chain fatty acid-CoA ligase activity. The record is from RefSeq and is a predicted model, not a curated record. The coding region runs from base 122 to 2326 and encodes 734 amino acids.